This is a messenger RNA of Aphis gossypii (cotton aphid), 2807 nucleotides long. RefSeq names its product epoxide hydrolase 4-like. The transcript has 6 exons. The record is from RefSeq and is a predicted model, not a curated record. Bases 420 to 1808 code for a protein of 462 amino acids. NCBI's taxonomy places the organism in Eukaryota, Metazoa, Arthropoda, Insecta, Hemiptera, Aphididae. Gene Ontology annotation, molecular function: hydrolase activity.
UGAUGCGCGGAACGUCAAAGUCCAUCCGACUCUCACUGCACUUUCGGCCGUUAUCGCUCCCGCCAGCCGAUUACGCGCGCCCGCGAGACCAAAGUUCCGAACCCGCGGCGGUGGCCUGUUCCGCGCCGCCGACCGGUCAUCGUACCACUCGGUCGCCGCAGGUCGCGCGGUCUCCGUCACGGUUAUCGCACGAUAUAACGGCGCAAGUGUAACGCGUAUAGACUUUGCGCGCAGUCGAUGUGGUGCCGUAUACGACAACACGCGAUAAUACAUUAAAACAAUCCGAUAUCGUCGCUCGAACGUAUUUCAUAAUGUUUUGACUCGUUUCUCGUUCGAUCGCGAUAUACCGUGUCCACCGUAUUAUUAGUACGAAUUGUUCGAGUCCAUCUGCACCGUCGUACAUAUAUCGCGCUCGCGAUAUGGCCGUGUUGGCCGGAGGCCGAGACAACGUGGUGUCCAUAUCGGCGGCCGAGUCGCUGAAAAUGUUGGCCUUUUCCGUGGUCUGGGGCUCGUGGGUCGUCGUCAGGAACGCGGCCGCCAGGACCGUCGGCCCGCUGUGGUCCAACUGCGGCGGCGGCGGCAACGGAAGCGGAAGCGGAGGCCGCGGUGACGGCCGCGAUGACGGCGACGACAGAGAAACCGGCGCCGCGGACGACGACGCCGCGGCCACUGCUACCGGCGCCGUGGCCACUUAUUCCGGUGGCAAAUCCGUCCGCCGGGCGGCGCUCAGGGACCGUCCGCCGCCGUGUCUGUCCACCACGGUUUACGGUACCCACUCGUACGUCAAAGUCAAGGGCGUGAAAUUUCAUUACGUCGAAUGCGGCGACCCCAAAGAUAUGAUUGUUCUUUUACUACACGGAUUUCCAUCAUGUUGGAUUAGUUGGCAUCAUCAAAUCCCCACUUUGUCGAAACAUUUUCGUGUGAUUGCUGUAGACCUAAAAGGUUUUGGCGACUCUGAUAAACCAUCAGCACGUAAAAGUUAUCGAGUAGAAAAUCUUGUCAACGAGCUGGCUGUGUUUUUGUCUAUGCUAGGAGUGGACGACAGUAAUAAAUGUCACGUGAUCGGCCAUGACUUAGGCGCUCUACUAGGUUGGUAUUUGGUACAUCUGUGGCCAAACUGUAUCUCAAAAUUUGUAGCUAUUUCAUGUCCACAUCCUAAUGUUCACUGGGAGUAUUUACCUCCGUCAAGUUUCUUUAACAAAAACUGGAUUUGCUUCAGUCAACUUCCUUAUUUACCAGAAAUGGAUGCUUUGCAAAGUGAUCUCAAAAUAAUCAAUCAGUGUUAUCAACACCUAUCUAAAACUAAUCAAAGUGAUGACUUAUCCUACAUCGAUGCAUAUAAAUAUACAUUUUCAAGAACAGAGGAUUGGACUGGUGCAAUAAAUUAUUUUAGAAACUUACCGUUCUACAGAAUCGAGCCUCGGAAUAGCAACGAUUCUUUAAAUAAAGAAGAAGACAUGCUACAAGUUCCAUGUUUGCUCAUCACUGGUAGUAAAGAUGUAAGUGUAAAAAUGGAGAGUUUUAUCAAGUCUACAGAGUUUCUUAAAACAUCUACUGUGAGAAUAAUCGAUAACGCAUCGCACUUUCCCCAUCAAGAGCAACCUAAAUUAGUCAAUGAUUUAUUGACAUCAUAUUUAGUUCGUGUAAAAGUAGUUCAAAAAGAGCUUCCACGACAGAACUCUAGUGGAAUAGUUGGACGAAUGAAAGAUAUCGUUUCGUCUACAGUUCAAUAUGGAAAUACGUUGAAAGAUUCAGUGCAAAAGAGAAACAUUUUACCAACCACAGUUAAGACAUCAUGGCAGAACUAAUUUUCUUGCAUUUCAAAACAACAAUGUCCAUAUUGUUGCGAUGUAAAUGUAUUUAUUGUAUUACAAUAAUAAUAACAAUAAGAGCAAUUCUAUUAUGUAUUAUAUUUAUUAAAACUACCUAUUGUUUACGAAUAAAAUAAUUUAAAAAUUUUUUUAACUGGUUGAUGCAGUGUACAUAACGCGUAUUAUGCAUUUACCUAUACCUAUACUAUAAUUAUUAUGGGCGAAAAAUCGUUCAUAUACAUCACGUGUAUAUCUAGGAUGUUAAUUAAUUUUAUCUAUAGUGCUAAUAUUAUUAAUUAUUAAUAAGCUAAAUAGUAAAUUUAAAGUAAUAUAAAUUAUAAUAUAAUCGUAUGUAACCUGACUAAGCUUCAAAGGUUUAUUGUAAGUUAUAUGUGUAGAAUGAACAAAUUUUUUUUAUAUAGUUAAUUUUGUUAUGAAACCUGUAAUUUUUUUUUAUUAAUAUCAUAAUAUACCUUCUUAUAAAUGUUAUUGUAUACUGCAGUCUAUUAUGUUAUCAUUAUUAUAAUAGCAUUUUAAUUCAUCAUUAGACAUCUAACGAAUUUACUAUUUUACUGUAUUAUAGUGAAGGAAGUAUUGCUAAUAAGUAAUAAUAAUUAAUAUGCUGUAUGAAUCAAAUUACGCAUGGUCGCGUGAACGGACUUACCUGCAGUACUUUCAAUUAUGUUUCGUUUUGUACUUCAAAAACACUCAAAACACUGUCGAUAUUUUAAGUCUAACAAUACAUGUAUAUAAUUAUAUGUAAAUAUGAACGUAGACGUGUAUAGGUGCUUAAAUAAUAUUAAACACGUCAUAUUAGUUCUAAACAAAUCAACUAAAUUUCUGUUGAAAUAAGUUUUUUAUUGUUUUAAAAAUUUAUAAUUUUAUAAUAAAGUAGUAUCACACACACGUACACACACACACACACACACACACACACACACACACACACACACACACACACACACACACACACACACACACACACACACACACACA